Messenger RNA from Ixodes scapularis (black-legged tick), 2520 nucleotides. It is a transcript of the gene MAN1, whose product is annotated as inner nuclear membrane protein Man1. Gene Ontology annotation, cellular component: nuclear inner membrane. Bases 421 to 2376 code for a protein of 651 amino acids. The record is from RefSeq and is a predicted model, not a curated record. The transcript has 13 exons. Gene Ontology annotation, biological process: negative regulation of BMP signaling pathway; nuclear envelope organization. Gene Ontology annotation, molecular function: chromatin DNA binding. Lineage: Eukaryota; Metazoa; Arthropoda; Arachnida; Ixodida; Ixodidae.
GACUUCUCUUACGUGGAUAGACGUACGAGAGGGAAGCGCGCGUAGUGGCGCCGCGGAUUGGCCACCCCGGGAUCUACGGGAGCUGCAUUCGGCUGACUGUUCCCCCGGUUCCCCCUCCCUUCUUGUUUACUUGGGUAGCCUCGCGGGAGGCCCUGCGGUGUCUGUGUGUUGUUUAUCGUGGCGCCUCAACUUAAUUAAUAGUCACGUUUCACCCAUGGCCACGGCCGAUCCGACGCUCAGCGCAAGUUGACGCUUGGUUCUCGUGUCUAGAAAUCUAAAGCAAAGAAAGAAAGAAAAAAAACAACAACAAAGGGAAACGCUCGAUGGCCGCUUCGUUGUGAGGCGAUCCAGCCUACACUUUUUUCCCCCGUGCUCUGCCCCAACGCCGCCGCGACACCGCUGCCGCUAUCUCCAGAAAACAUGGCGAGUCGGUCGCGGCAGGACCUCAAAGACGACGACCUGCGACGACAACUCCGAGACCUGGGCGAAGACGUGGGACCCGUCACCGACACCACGCGUGUGGUCAUGCAACGGAGGUUGACGAGCCUUCUGCAGAACGGCAUGAAGACUCCAUCGCCUCGGCGGAGUCUGCCGAACCGUGCAAGCCUGGGCCGGAUGAGUUCGGACGACAGUGACGGUGAGGCGGCGUCGGUGAACCAACGCUCGACCCGGCGUCGCUCGGCGGCGAUCCCGUCCUCGCGAAGUCGAAGGACGAGUCCACCCGAGAGGCCGCGGCGUCCUGAGCCGCCGCCGACUCCGCCGCCGCCGGUCGUACUACCGCCGGUGGUGGAUCAUCGGCCGAACCUGAGGACUCGCGUCGGUUACGCGUACAGCGACGAGUUUUCGGAUACUGACAACGACGUGCCCAAGACGCCCUCCCGGUCGCCGUACCCGCUUCAGCAGCAGCAACGCUACAAUCACAGCCUUUUGGUGCAUCGGGCGGAUGACGCUGGACGCAGCAAUGGGUUUGUGGCGAGCACAGAUCAGCGGCCCCGGUAUCAGUGGGUUUCAUUUGUGCUCCUCCUGGCUGCGGCGCUGUUCUUCGUGUUCCUGGGCGCAGCCUACAUGGGGGUCCGUUACCCUUCACAGCCCGGGUCCAAGCCCAAGUCCCGACCGAGGACGGACUCUCCUUACAACGCCACACUGUGCGAAAAUUCGAGGAACAGGCCCUGCAUCUGGGAGGCAAAUGUUCCCGCAGCGCUGGAGCUCGCGGGCCGCAUCCAGAGGCUGUUGGGCAACCUGGCAGGAAAGUAUGAGUGCGGCGAGACGGCCCAGCCAAGCCUGAGCUACGACGAGUGCUUCGAGGAGAUGCGUCGAGCGAAGGACGACUUGCUUGCGGAAGAAGCCUUCGAAGACUCCCUGCUGCUUCUGUUCGAAAAUCCUGCCUGGGGCAUUGUGCUGCUGGGUCGAGACGGCGAGCCGAUGAGCGUCUUCUACCAGAAAGGCUCGGUGCUGGCGCUGCGUGCCUUGCGUCCGGUCAAGUCGUACUGGUGCUUUAUACGCCUGACCCUGCAAAGCGUCGCCAUGCAGAUGGUUUUCGGAACCUUGGCGGUUCUGAGUAUCUGUGCCCUGUACUACCUGCUCUGCUGGUGGAAGGCGCGUCGAGAUGAGCGGAGGCGCCGCCUGUACAGCCUCGUUGAGAAAAUCACUGCCAUUCUGAAGGAGCACGCGGAGUCUCCGGACUGCCGAGAGCCGUACCUGGCGCAGGUGCACGUGAGGGACAUGCUCAUCGAGCCGUCCCAGCGGAAGCGGCUGUCCCAGCUGUGGCAAGACGCAGUCGACUUCCUCGGCCGCAACGAGUCCCGGGUGCGGACGGAGCGGCAGCACAUCGACGGCGAGAGCUACCUGGUCUGGCGGUGGCUGGGGGGUGCGGCGAGUCCGCCCGGGUCCCCCUCCGCCACUCCUCCGCGUGCCAAGGUGUGGCAGGGCAGGGCCUUCGAGAGCCCCGGCAGUGGCCUGCCCGGUGGAGCCGCCGGCGGCGGCGUGCUGCCCUACGUGCCUGCCACUUGUCUCAAGAUCCGCAACAUGUUCGACUUGGAAGUAGAGUAUGAGUGUGACUGGCCGGUGCAGAUCCGGAACGCCAUCCUGGAAAAGUGCGAGGGCAACCAGGGCAUAGUCCACCUCCAGGUCGACACCGCCUCCAAAGAGGGCUGUGUGUACAUGAAGUGUAGCAGCUUGGAAGCAGCAGGACAGGCGUACCGGGCGUUGCAUGGCUCCUGGUUCGACGGAAACCUGAUCACGGUGAAGUACCUACGGCUGGAGCGCUACCACGAGCGCUUCCCGGAGUCCCAGUACUGCAGGGAACCGCUCAAGCCGAGCAACUCUCUCCGACUCUCGCUGGACGCAAGCAACUGCCCGGAGGAAGACGCCCUCUGAGGAACGACGACGACGACAGCAGCCACGGACUACUCCGCAACUUCCUCCUCGUUUGUGCACGCGCAUCGUUUCUUGUAUACCCCUCGUCCUCCUCCUCUCGAUGUGCGAGAGAGGAGAGGGCGACAUUAAACAGAAAAAUUGGCA